AUGUCAAAUUCCAAACAAUUACCAUCAACUCAAUCUGCAGUUUAUAUAAAUGAAAUAGGAGAAUUUGAUAAAAUUAAAUUUGAUUCAUCAAUCCCGGUACCAAAAAUUGAAUCAUCAAAUGAUAUAAUUAUCAAGAAUUAUUAUGCUGGUAUAAAUUUUAUUGAAGCAUAUUUUAGAAAAGGAAUAUAUCCAAUUAAUAAAUUUCCUUAUGUGUUUGGUAGAGAAGCAAGUGGGGAAGUAGUUGCUGUUGGAAACGAAGUAUCAAAUUUAAAAAUUGGUGAUAAAAUUGCUUAUUUAUCUCCUGGUACUUUUGCUCAAUAUACAAAAAUUACAACUAAUGAUUAUAAAUAUAUUAAAUUACCUUCAAAUUCUACUGAUGAAGAUUUAAAAAUUUUUGGAUCUUUAUUUUUACAAGGUUUAACUGCAUUAACAUUUAUAAAUGAAGCUUAUAAAGUUAAACCAAAUGAUUAUGUGCUUGUAUGGGCAGCUGCAGGUGGUGUGGGUAAAAUAUUAACUCAAUUAAUUUCUCAGAUUGGUGCAAAUGUCAUUGCUAUUGCAUCAACUGAUGAAAAAUUAAAAUUAGCAAAAGAUUAUGGAGCAAAAUAUUUAAUUAAUUCAACCACCGAUAAUAUUGAAGAAAAAGUAAAAGAAAUAACAAAUGGAAAAGGAGUUGAUGCAACUUUUGAUUCUGUUGGAAAAGAUACUUUUGAAAUAUCAUUAAAUUCAUUAAAAAGAAAAGGUGCAUUUGUAAGUUAUGGAAAUUCAAGUGGUCCAGUAACUCCUUUCCCAUUAUCAAAAUUAACUCCUAAAAAUAUUAUAUUAUUAAGACCUUCAUUAAAUGGUUAUAUUGCAACACCAGAAGAAUGGGAACAUUACUCUCAAGAGCUUUUAAAAUUAUAUGAAUCUAAAAAAUUAAAAUUUGAUACUUUUAAAACUUAUGAUUUAAAGGAUUAUGUUGAUGCUACUAAAGAUUUAGAAGGUAGAAAAACUCAUGGGAAAUUAACUUUAAAAAUUCCUCAAUAG
Messenger RNA from Lodderomyces pseudojiufengensis, 1023 nucleotides. Its product is annotated as NADPH:quinone reductase. Lineage: Eukaryota; Fungi; Ascomycota; Pichiomycetes; Serinales; Debaryomycetaceae. Gene Ontology annotation, cellular component: cytoplasm. Gene Ontology annotation, biological process: cellular response to oxidative stress. The record is from RefSeq and is a predicted model, not a curated record. The transcript has a single exon. Gene Ontology annotation, molecular function: zinc ion binding; quinone reductase (NADPH) activity. Bases 1 to 1023 code for a protein of 340 amino acids.